This is a messenger RNA of Cuscuta campestris, 1557 nucleotides long. The record is from the annotation of a GenBank genome assembly. NCBI's taxonomy places the organism in Eukaryota, Viridiplantae, Streptophyta, Magnoliopsida, Solanales, Convolvulaceae.
AGGCUUAAAAACUCAGCAAAUUCUACCGAACAGGCUGUAUCUGAAACAACAUGCAAUUAGAUCCACGAAGAUUAGUCUGAUCGAAGAACAAGAAUCAUUGUCCAACAAAUGAGAGGAAGAAGAAGUCAGCCACAGAACCAGUACUCCGUCCUCCAGUCUGAUGGAUGAAAACCCUAGCCUGCUGCUCUGGUCGGGUGGGUAGGAGAAAAAAGAAAGGGUUGCUAAGUCUUCACCUGUGAUCUAUUGUGCUAUGGCAAUGAGAGAUAGAAUCAGUGAACUUCCAUGUGUUGUACUUGACCGUGUUUUGGGAUUCUUGCCAAUUCAAGAAGCUGCUAGAAUUGCCAUCUUGUCAACGGUUUGGAGAGAUGUUUGGUUAAGUCUUUCGCAGCUCAACUUUGAUCACGAGUUCUUCUGUUACAUUCGUGACCAUUACAUUGCAGAGGCAGCCUUUUAUGUGGUGAACCAAAUUCUAACGAAGCACAUUGGGCAUAUCCGAACAUUUGUCUUUGCUUUUCAUUCUAAUAAUAUCCAGAGACAUAGAGACAGGUUGUUCGAGUUGGAUCAAUGGUUACUAUUUCUCACACAAAAUGGCAUUGAAGAAGUUGUCCUGUCUUUUGGGUACAACAUAAUUCUACUGCCAGAUUGCAUAUUUUCUUGCCUAACACUAAAGAAGUUGGAUCUUCACGGCGUGUUAAUUGAACCAAUAAAUGCCCCUUGUAUAUUCCCAAACGUCACUUCGCUUCAUUUGGGAUACGCUCGGUUUGGCAGUAGAAACCAUGUAGGUUCUACUGUGAAUCUUCCGAAGCUUGAGAGUCUCACGUGUGGAAACAUUUCUGGUUUUAAGAUUACGGUCCCAAAACUCAGAAGCUUAAAAAUAACUUCCUCGGCUGAUCAUCUUCUUCCGGUUAACUUGGAUUUGAAACCCAUCUCUUCUCUUAAUCUCAUGCGAUCCUCCGCCCUCAAGAUGUGCCCAAAGCUAUGCAAACUUGAUGUAAAGUUACGCGCAGCGGAUACUUCUAUAGACGACGACUUGCUCAAACACUCAAUCGACAUUGUGGCACGAAGAUGCAGAAACGUUCGUACGUUGAAAAUAUUUUGCUUGUUCAAAGGGUCAAUGCACGAAAUGUGUUUCUUCGAGUGGCUUGUUGCCCUCUUUCCAACACUUGAGAAGGUUGCCAUUUUUCAAUGCAGACAAUACCACUCCAACACAGAGAUGGAAAACAAGCGGAAGCUUUUGCUUUCACUUCGGGCCGCUUCAAAUGCAGAAAUCGUUUACGUUUAGGGUCGGGAAUUGGUGGAAUUGGAAUUGAAAUUCCAUAGGAUUCAAUUCCAUAAAAUUGAAUUCUGUCAAUUUCAAUUCAUUUUUUGCACUAUCAAUUCCAAAUCCACAUAAUUUUUGUGCUACCAAACACCAGAAUUAGAAUUGAAGUCUCCAAUUCCAAUUCCAUAGUUUGAAUUCCAUGUACCAAACGGGACCUUAAUAUAUUCUUUUUUAGAUCGUUAUGAAGUUUGAAUGCAUCUCCUUGAUUUGUGGUUUGCCAGCAUUUUCCAUGGCUG